GAAACGAGCUGGCACGCAGAGAGCGUUCGCUUUUUUCAUUCACAAAAUUGUCUAAUUCAAGUACGUAAUUUAGUGAAAUUCAAUCGAAUUUCGGUAUUUUUCCUUAGAUAAAGUUGAGCUGAAUUUUAAUUUGUUAAAGAUUUGUGUUCGGAUUGAGUUUAAAGACAGUGAGACGGAUUUUUUUUUCUUCGGUCAUCGUCGUAACAAGUUGUUCAUAGUUUUUUGAGAAUGUCACGAAAUAAGGCGAACGAAGAAACGGACAAGCAAACGCGUAUUGCCAUCGUCAGCGAAGACAAAUGCAAACCGAAACGAUGCCGUCAAGAAUGUAAGAAAUGUUGCCCGGUUGUCCGUAUGGGUAAACUUUGCAUUGAAGUCAGCCCAAAUUCGAAAAUUGCCAGCUUAUCCGAAGAACUGUGUAUCGGUUGCGGUAUCUGUGUUAAGAAAUGCCCAUUCGAUGCUAUCACGAUUAUCAAUCUUCCAAGCAAUUUGGAAAAGCAAACAACACAUCGAUACUCGAAGAAUUCCUUCAAAUUGCAUCGUUUGCCGAUUCCACGGCCAGGUGAAGUACUUGGGUUGGUCGGUCAAAAUGGUAUUGGUAAGUCGACGGCCUUGAAAAUUUUGGCUGGUAAACAAAAGCCAAACUUGGGACGCUUCUCCGAUCCACCAGAUUGGACGGAAAUUUUAACAUAUUUCCGUGGCUCGGAGUUGCAAAACUACUUCACAAAGAUUUUGGAAGAUGAUCUUAAAGCAUUGAUCAAGCCGCAGUACGUUGACCAGAUUCCAAAAGCCGUUAAAGGUCACGUCGGCCCAUUGCUCGAACGGAAGGAUGAUCGCAGUAAUUCAGAGGAAAUUUGUAAAAUGUUGGACUUAACGCACAUCCGUGACCGUGAGGUAGCUGCAUUAUCCGGAGGAGAGCUGCAACGUUUUGCCAUCGCAAUGGUGUGCAUCCAAAAUGGAGAUAUUUUCAUGUUCGACGAGCCAUCGUCAUAUUUGGAUGUGAAACAGCGUUUGAAUGCUGCCUUGACCAUUCGCCAUAUGAUUCAUCCAUCGAAGUUUAUCAUCGUAGUGGAGCACGAUUUAUCCGUUUUGGAUUAUCUCUCCGAUUUCAUUUGCUGUCUAUACGGUGUGCCCGGAUGUUACGGUGUCGUUACUAUGCCUUUCUCCGUGCGUGAAGGUAUCAACAUUUUCUUGGACGGUUUUGUGCCAACCGAAAACAUGCGUUUCCGUACGGAUUCGUUAACGUUCAAAGUCAGUGAAUCGGCCACUGAAGAAGAAAUUAAGCGUAUGAACCAUUAUAUCUAUCCAACGAUGAAAAAGAGUUUAGGUAAAUUUGAGUUAACGGUGAUGCAGGGUCAAUUUAGCGAUUCGGAAAUUUUGGUGCUACUCGGUGAGAAUGGAACGGGAAAAACGACAUUCAUUCGUAUGCUAGCUGGUAAUUUAAAACCAGACGAUGGCUCUGGUGAUUUACCGGUUUUGAAUAUUUCAUAUAAGCCGCAGAAAAUCUCACCAAAACAUCAAGGCACCGUCCGACAAUUGCUGCAUGAUAAGAUUCGCGAUGCAUACGUGCAUCCACAGUUCAUUGCCGACGUGAUGAAACCAAUGAAAAUCGAAGAGAUCAUCGAUCAAGAGGUGCAAAAUUUGUCCGGUGGUGAAUUGCAACGUGUCGCCUUGGUCUUGUGUUUGGGCAAACCGGCUGAUGUGUACUUGGUCGAUGAACCAUCCGCCUAUUUGGACUCUGAACAACGUUUGAUCGCUGCUAAAGUCAUCAAGAGAUACAUUCUCCACGCCAAGAAAACGGGCUUCAUCGUUGAGCACGAUUUCAUCAUGGCAACAUAUUUGGCCGAUCGUGUCAUUGUAUUCGAGGGUACACCAUCAAUGAAUACCACCGCAAACAGUCCACAGUCGCUGCUCAAUGGUAUGAAUCGAUUUUUGGAAUUGCUUGGCAUUACAUUCCGUCGCGAUCCAAACAACUUCCGACCGCGUAUCAACAAAUUGGAAUCAGUCAAGGAUGUCGAUCAAAAACGGGCUGGUCAAUACUUCUUCUUGGAGGAGAACUAAGUCAAGAGGCUUCAGUCGACGUGACUAUCAAUUCCCAUCACUAGAAGUUUACCGUUUUUCUUUUUCUCAAUAAAUUUUCAAAAUAAAAAAAAACCGAGUCUUGCGAUGUUUUCUCUAUUUAUUGAAAUGAUGAGUUUUGGUAUUUGAAUACCUUAAAAUGAACUUUUUGUUUUCAAAAAAUAUUUGAUAUUAUAUCGUCCUUAAAAACUAUCACGCAAACAAUUGACUCCCCAACGAGUAUUUUUCACAUAAUUUUUGUUUUGCAAACUUGUUUUUAUUGAAAUGUAAUUUUAUAAAUAAACUUAUUGGAAAUAUCAUUCAAAUGCA
This is a messenger RNA of Sitodiplosis mosellana (orange wheat blossom midge), 2385 nucleotides long. RefSeq names its product protein Pixie (gene pix). The record is from RefSeq and is a predicted model, not a curated record. The coding region runs from base 229 to 2058 and encodes 609 amino acids. Gene Ontology annotation, biological process: translational initiation; ribosomal subunit export from nucleus; translational termination. NCBI's taxonomy places the organism in Eukaryota, Metazoa, Arthropoda, Insecta, Diptera, Cecidomyiidae. Gene Ontology annotation, molecular function: ATP binding; ATP hydrolysis activity; iron ion binding. The transcript is spliced from 6 exons.